GUUCUCCUCUUUUCCGCCUGUCCUGUCGCUUCGUGCAGGUUUAGACAUCUGCAUGUCUCGUUCUGUCUGUCUAUUUGGCGCCCGCAUGUGAUGCUACCCCCGCCGAAUACAGCGCAGCGCCGUCGGGCAGUGCACUCCGUUUAAUCUCUCAUACAGCCUUGGUGGCUGGCCCAGACAAUUCGCUCGCCGCAAAUAAAUAAAGACGAUCCACCACCCCGCCAUCACCAUCAUCUCUCCUGCUCGUCCUCGACCGUCUCGAGUCUGUCGAGUCUGCUCUCCGCGGUGUUAAUGUGUUAAUGUGUUGAUGUUAUGCAAUGUUCUGCCGAUAGACCUUAAUUCUACUUAUUCUUUACAACCGCAAGAGCAUCCAAGACGCUCUGCCGGAUGGCGGCUGUCUACAGCGAUGAGAUGCCCGUCGAAAUCACGUCCCUCCCUCAGGCCCCUGGCGUCGGCGCUCUCAAGGACAUCACCUAUGGCUCGAUUGCCGGAAUAGUGGGCAAGUGCAUCGAGUACCCAUUCGACACAAUCAAAGUCCGCCUUCAAUCGCAACCAGACGGUGUGCCUCUUCGAUAUAGCGGGCCGCUGGACUGUUUCCGCCAGUCGCUGCAGACGGGCGGUUUUCGAAGUUUGUACCGCGGAAUCAGCGCUCCUCUGACCGGCGCGGCUAUUGAGAACAGUAGUCUGUUCUUCAGCUACCGCGUCGCGAAGGACGUCUUGCAGUCGACGGUAUACUCGUCCUCGGAGCGCCUGCCGCUGAGCGGGCUAUUGAUCAGCGGCGCUCUGUCUGGUGCUUUUACAUCUAUACUUCUUACCCCAAUUGAACUGGUGAAAUGUAAGAUGCAAGUCCCGUCAGCGGGGGGUAAACCUGGCCCACUGGCCAUCAUCACAACGGUGUUCCGUCACAAUGGAGUCUUUGGGCUUUGGCGAGGACAGAUGGGGACUCUGAUACGAGAAACAGGAGGGUCGGCAGCUUGGUUCGGCAGUUAUGAAGGCGUAUCAGCGCUGUUCAGAAAGACGUCAAAGGAGGCACCUGUAUCUACCCCUCUUCCACUAUACCAGCAAAUGCUAGCCGGAGCCGCUGCUGGGGUUAGUUAUAAUUUCAUCUUCUACCCGGCGGACACGAUCAAAUCCCGCAUGCAGACCGAAGACAUCUCACUUUCCUCUCAACGGCGGUCUUUCUGGGGUGUUGGAAAAGCGCUCUGGCAGCAACAGGGCUUGAAGGGGUUAUAUCGCGGCUGCGGCAUUACAGUUGUGCGGUCUGCCCCAAGCUCGGCAUUCAUAUUCUCGAUUUACGAAGGCUUAAACCAUUAUAUCGGAUAAAUCUAAACUACUGACGAGCUAGUGACAUGACAUAUGGGCGGUGUUGGCGUUGAUAUAGACUAUAUAAAUAGCGAGUGAUUCAAUAUACUAUCCUACCACAUACUUG
This is a messenger RNA of Talaromyces proteolyticus, 1426 nucleotides long. RefSeq names its product putative mitochondrial ornithine carrier protein AmcA/Ort1. The coding region runs from base 385 to 1320 and encodes 311 amino acids. Gene Ontology annotation, molecular function: L-ornithine transmembrane transporter activity. The transcript is spliced from 2 exons. NCBI's taxonomy places the organism in Eukaryota, Fungi, Ascomycota, Eurotiomycetes, Eurotiales, Trichocomaceae. The record is from RefSeq and is a predicted model, not a curated record. Gene Ontology annotation, biological process: mitochondrial L-ornithine transmembrane transport.